UGUUCUAAAUACAAGUGUCCGGCGCCCGCGUCGCCCGGACAUAUUCGAGAAUCGAUUUUUGAUGUAGAUUUAUCGAUAAUCUGGGAAGGCCACAAUCGUGUUUGAGGUUAGAGGACCACUUGUGUGUUUUGUGUGUGAAAAUGUGUGAACUGUGCAAACAACGGUAGAUCGAAUACGGAUUGUUCUGUAUUGGAUUGAUAUGCAUUUCAAAAGGAAUGAAACAGUGACCAAGUUUGAAGUUUAAAUAAAUUAGAAGAAUUCCAAGAUGGCGGAAGCGGAAGGAGGUGCGAGCGAGCAAGAUGAUGUUUCAUUCUUGCGUACGGAAGACAUGGUGUGCCUGUCAUGCACGGCGACGGGUGAACGUGUUUGUCUCGCUGCGGAGGGCUUUGGCAACCGGCAUUGCUUUCUUGAGAACAUCGCCGACAAGAACAUACCACCGGACCUAUCGCAAUGUGUCUUCGUUAUUGAACAGGCGUUGUCAGUUCGAGCUCUACAAGAAUUGGUCACAGCCGCUGGUUCAGAAACUGGAAAAGAAAAUUUAUUAGGUAAAGGCACGGGCUCAGGACAUAGAACUUUGCUGUACGGUAACGCCAUUUUGCUGCGACAUCUCAACAGUGACAUGUACCUGGCCUGCCUGUCGACUUCAUCAUCUCAAGACAAGCUGGCUUUUGACGUGGGUCUGCAGGAGCACUCACAGGGCGAAGCUUGUUGGUGGACUUUACAUCCAGCUAGCAAACAGAGAUCUGAAGGUGAAAAAGUUCGUGUUGGUGACGACUUGAUUUUGGUCUCAGUCGCUACUGAGAGAUAUCUGCACACGACAAAAGAAAACGAAGUAUCAAUAGUGAACGCGUCAUUCCACGUGACGCACUGGUCAGUGCAGCCAUACGGCACUGGAAUAUCUCGUAUGAAGUACGUCGGAUAUGUGUUCGGAGGAGAUGUGCUGAGGUUCUUCCACGGCGGAGAUGAAUGUCUCACUAUACCUAGUACAUGGACUAAAGAGGGAGGACAAAAUAUCGUGGUAUACGAGGGUGGGUCAGUGAUGUCCCAAGCGCGGUCUCUCUGGCGAUUAGAACUGGCGCGUACCAAGUGGGCGGGUGGUUUUAUCAACUGGUACCACCCCAUGCGCAUCAGACACAUCACUACCGGCAGAUAUCUCGGUGUUAACGAUCAGAAUGAGUUGUAUUUGGUUAGCAGAGAGGAAGCUACUACAGCGUCUUGCGCUUUCUGUCUCCGUCAAGAGAAAGAUGAUCAAAAAGUGGUUCUGGAAGAUAAAGAUCUGGAAGUGAUCGGAGCUCCGAUCAUUAAAUACGGUGACUCAACUGUUAUUGUACAACAUUCGGAAACUGGAUUGUGGUUGUCUUAUAAGUCGUAUGAGACGAAAAAGAAAGGUCUAGGUAAAGUGGAAGAGAAGCAAGCGAUACUACACGAAGAAGGUAAAAUGGACGACGGUCUGGAUUUCUCCAGAUCCCAAGAAGAAGAAUCCAGAACAGCUCGUGUUAUUAGAAAAUGCUCCUCCUUGUUUACGAAGUUCAUCAAUGGCCUUGAAACUCUACAAGAAAAUCGACGUCAUUCAAUGUUCUUCGCUUCAGUCAAUCUUGGUGAAAUGGUGAUGUGUUUAGAAGACCUUAUCAAUUACUUUGCACAACCUGAUGAAGAUAUGGAACAUGAAGAGAAACAAAACAAGCUGCGUGCUUUACGUAACCGUCAAGAUUUGUUCCAAGAGGAAGGCAUAUUGAAUCUCAUUCUAGAAGCUAUAGACAAGAUUAAUGUCAUCACAUCGCAAGGAUUCUUAGCCGGUUUCCUCGCUGGUGAUGAGUCUGGACAGAGUUGGGAUAUGAUAUCUGGAUAUUUGUAUCAGCUGUUAGCUGCAAUAAUCAAAGGCAACCACACAAACUGCGCACAGUUCGCUAACUCCAAUCGCCUCAACUGGUUGUUCUCACGUCUCGGGUCACAAGCCUCGGGCGAAGGCACGGGUAUGCUGGACGUGUUACAUUGCGUGCUCAUCGACUCACCAGAAGCGCUCAAUAUGAUGCGGGACGAGCACAUAAAAGUGAUAAUAUCACUACUGGAGAAACACGGGCGUGACCCGAAGGUACUGGAUGUGUUGUGCUCACUCUGCGUGGGUAAUGGCGUGGCGGUGCGCUCCUCACAGAACAACAUCUGUGACUACCUGCUACCCGGCAAGAACCUGCUGCUGCAGACACAACUUGUCGACCAUGUCUCUAGUGUACGUCCAAACAUCUUCGUGGGUCGCGUGGAGGGGUCUGCGGUGUACCAGAAGUGGUACUUCGAGGUGACCAUGGACCACAUAGAGAAGACCACGCACAUGAUGCCACAUCUGCGUAUCGGAUGGGCCAACACUUCUGGUUACGUACCAUACCCUGGCGGUGGAGAGAAGUGGGGCGGUAACGGUGUGGGCGAUGACUUGUACUCCUUCGGCUUCGACGGCGCCCACCUCUGGGUGGGAGGCAGGAAGACCCCCGUCAACAGGACUCAUGCAGAAGAACCCUUCAUUAGGAAAGGUGAUGUGAUCGGAUGUGCUUUGGACCUGACAGUGCCCAUAAUAAACUUUAUGUUCAACGGCAUAAGGGUCACAGGAUCCUUCACUAAUUUCAACUUGGAGGGCAUGUUCUUCCCAGUUAUCAGCUGUUCUAGUAAACUGAGUUGUCGUUUCCUGCUGGGCGGCGAGCACGGUCGUUUACGUUACGCCGCUCCUGAGGGCUACUCUCCCUUAGUGGAGUCUCUGUUACCACAACAAAUACUCAACCUGGAGCCGUGCUUCUACUUCGGGAAUUUAGCGAAGCGAGCACUGGCCGGCCCGCCGCUUGUGCAAGAUGAUACUGCGUUUGUGCCCACACCUGUUGAUACUAUGCAGAUCACACUUCCAUCAUACAUCGAGCAAAUACGUGACAAACUUGCAGAAAAUAUACACGAAAUGUGGGCAAUGAAUAAGAUCGAGGCGGGCUGGAUGUACGGCGAGCAGCGAGAUGACCUGCACAAGGUACAUCCCUGUCUCGUGCCCUUCGAGCGCCUGCCGCCCGCUGAGAAGAGAUACGACAUACAACUUGCAGUUCAGACACUUAAGACUAUCUUGGCACUUGGAUAUUACAUCAGCUUGGACAAGCCGCCGGCGCGCAUUCGCAACGUGCGUCUUCCCAACGAACCCUUUAUGCAGUCGAACGGUUACAAGCCAGCACCACUGGACCUGAGUGCUGUCACCCUGACACCGAAGAUGGACGAGCUGGUGGACCAGCUGGCUGAGAACACACACAAUCUGUGGGCGCGCGAGCGCAUACAGCAGGCAUGGACUUACGGACUUAAUGAGGACCCCGACAUGCAUCGCUCGCCUCAUCUGGUGCCAUAUCCAAAAGUAGAUGAUGCCAUCAAGAAGGCGAACAGAGACACCGCAUCUGAAACAGUUCGCACACUACUCGUGUAUGGAUACAAUCUAGAUCCACCAACUGGAGAACAGCAUGAAGCACUUCUCGCGGAGGCAUCAAAACAGAAACAGGCAGACUUCCGGACAUACAGAGCCGAGAAGAACUACGCCGUUAGUUCCGGAAAAUGGUAUUUCGAAUUCGAAAUACUAACAGCGGGUCCAAUGAGGGUGGGCUGGGCCCACGCUGACAUGGCGCCCGGUAUGAUGCUCGGCCAAGAUGAAAACUCCUGGGCCUUUGAUGGAUACAAUUCGCUAAAAGUACACGGAGCCUCGAGUGACACUUUCGGUCAGCAGCUGAAAAUCGGUGACAUUGUCGGCUGCUUCUUAGACGUAUCCGAUCAGACUAUUAGUUUCUCUCUAAAUGGAGAGUUAUUAAUGGACGCUUUGGGAGGAGAAACUACAUUCGCGGAUGUGCAAGGUGACAACUUCGUACCUGCUUGUACCCUGGGGGUUGGGCAGAAAGCCAGAUUAACAUACGGCCAAGAUGUGAACACAUUGAAAUAUUUUACAACAUGCGGAUUGCAAGAGGGAUAUGAACCGUUUUGUGUCAAUAUGAAACGUGACGUAACACACUGGUAUACGAAGGAUCAGCCCAUUUUCGAGAAUACAGACGAAAUGUUGGACACAAAGAUUGAUGUAACGAGGAUACCAGCUGGUUCAGACACGCCUCCAUGUUUGAAAAUAUCUCACAACACUUUCGAGACUAUGGAAAAAGCGAAUUGGGAAUUUCUCCGAUUGUCACUACCUGUUAUAUGCCAAAUGGAAUUUAUCGAUGAGAACGAAAAAGCUCGUCGUUGGGUAGAGAUUAAGGAACGACAGCAGAUCUUAAUGAAAGAGGCGACGGAGGCUCAGAUGCCGGCACACAUCGACCAGAUCAUGAGGAGCGGGUUCACUAUGAACGAUAUUAAAGGUCUACACUACGAUGAGAAUCAAGAAGAAAUGCCUACAAGUUCCAAAGUGAAGCGACAACCUUCAAGACCUCCUAGAAAGGGAUCAAUAACACGAGGCGUCACUAUUCAGAAUUAUAAUUUGCAACCAGGACAAGCCAACGGCAUGCACCGGUCUACUAGUGAAGCUGAGAUGGCCAAAUAUGAACUCGGAGUAAACAAUGUUCAAGAUGACAAGAAAGAUAAAAGAGGACGGUCACCAUUCAAGUUCUUUAGAAGCAAACGAGGUGAGAGUGGAGAAAGAGCCAAAUCUCGCAAGUCCAAAACACCAGAUCCGUUCAGCGAUACUGAAGUGUCUCCAGACAGAGGCAGACGACCUAAUCCACAAAUUAGAAUAUCUCAGGCGAACCAAAGAUAUAAUGGCAUGCAAGGUAGACCUAGUCGACCCAAUUUAUAUGGAAGUCAAGGAGGCUUGAACACAAAUCUGCAAGUAGCGACCCCGCCUCAAGAACGGAAGCAGAUGACAACAACAACGCUCGCAGCAGCCGCUACAGAGACUGUUGGCAAUGAGAUAUUUGACUCCGACUGCUUGAAGCUCAUCAACGAAUACUUCUAUGGCGUUAGAAUUUUCCCGGGUCAAGAUCCCACUCAUGUGUACAUCGGUUGGGUGACCACACAGUACCAUCUUCAUUCUAAGGAUUUCAAUCAAAAUAAAGUGAUGAAGUCGUCUGUCAUCAUCACCGAUGAUUACGAUAGAGUCAUCGAAAGUGUAAAUCGUCAGUCGUGCUACAUGGUACGUGCAGACGAGCUGUACAACGAGGUGAUGGCUGAGGCUACUGGUAAAGGCGCGUCACAAGGCAUGUUCAUUGGCUGCUCUGUGGAUACCUCUACCGGGACUGUUGCCUUCACUUGUGAGGGAAAAGAAACUAGUAUUAAAUUCAAGAUGGAACCAGAAACCAAGCUGUUCCCGGCGAUAUUUGUGGAAGCAACAUCAAAGGAGAUCCUGCAGAUCGAGCUGGGCAGGUCCUCCAGCAGCCUGCCGCUGAGUGCGGCCGUGUUGCCCACCAGCGACAAGCACGUCAUACCGCAGUUCCCACCUCGCCUCAAGGUGCAGUGUCUCAAGCCACAUCAGUGGGCACGGGUACCAAAUCAAUCGUUACAAGUACACGCACUCAAACUCUCAGAUAUUCGCGGCUGGUCCAUGUUGUGUGAAGAUGCAGUUUCCAUGUUGGCAUUGCAUAUACCAGAGGAAGACAGAUGUAUUGACAUUCUGGAGCUAAUAGAAAUGGACAAACUGCUCAGUUUCCAUUCACACACGCUCACACUGUACGCUGCGUUGUGCUAUCAGAGCAAUUACAGGGCAGCACACGCGCUGUGUCAGCAUGUUGACCAGAAACAGCUUUUGUAUGCGAUACAAUCGCAGUACAUGUCAGGUCCAUUACGACAAGGAUUCUAUGAUCUGCUCAUAGCUUUACAUCUGGAAUCUCACGCUACUACAAUGGAGACUUGUAAGAACGAGUUUGUGAUACCUCUGGGUCCCGAGCUGAAGGCGCUGUACGAGGAGGCGGACAUGAGGCACAGUCUGCGCUCGCUGCAGACUGAGAGCGUGCGCCCUCAGAUGAACAUGACUGAUAUAUCUGAGAAGAUAACAGACAUCAGCAACCUGUAUUCACCAUACUUCCCACUGGAAGUUGUGCGCGAGUUUGUGAUGCAGGCGCUCGCUGACGCUGUCGAAACCAACCAAGUACACAACAGAGACCCCGUGGGGGGCAGCAACGAGAACCUCUUCCUUCCCCUUAUAAAGUUGGUGGAUAGACUGCUACUUGUAGGAAUGAUGCGUGACGAGGACGUGGAGAAGUUACUCAUCAUGAUCAACCCUGAGACCUGGGAUCCUACAUUUGAUAAAGAAGGCAAAGACGAGCACCGCAAGGGUCUGCUGCACAUGAAGAUGGCGGAGGGCGCCAAGCUGCAGAUGUGCUACUUGCUGCAGCAUCUCAACGACAUCCAGCUGCGACACCGCGUAGAGUCCACUAUCGCCUUCGCACAUGAUUUUGUAGGCGAUCUCCAAACUGACCAGCUCAGACGUUACACAGAGAUCAAACAGUCGGAUCUGCCGAGUGCGGUGGCGGCCAAAAAGACGAGGGAAUUCCGUUGCCCGCCCAGAGAGCAGAUGAACGCUAUUUUAAGUUUCAAACAUAUGGAAGAAGAGGACAAAGAGAACUGUCCAUGUGGUGAGGAUCUGAUCGCCAGGAUGAACGAGUUCCACGAGAGCCUCAUGGUUCAUAUAUCUCUCAACGCGCUGCAGGAACCUGAUUCUCAGGAAACGACGGAACCAGAAACUAAGCCUGGUGCGUUUGGAAAAUUGUACAAUAUUAUUAAUACAGUUAAAGAAUUGGAAGAUGAACCAAAGGCUAUCGAAGAACCACCGAAGAAAACUCCAGAAGAAAAGUUCCGUAAAGUGCUCAUACAAACAAUUGUCAAUUGGGCGGAGGAAUCGCAAAUAGAAACACCAAAAUUAGUUAGAGAAAUGUUUAGUCUGCUGGUCCGUCAGUACGACUCUAUAGGAGAACUGAUACGAGCGUUGGAGAAGACAUACGUCAUCAAUGCGAAGACCAAACUGGACGUAGCCGAGAUGUGGGUCGGUCUCAGUCAGAUCAGAGCACUGCUGCCUGUGCAGAUGAGCCAGGAAGAAGAGGAACUCAUGAGGAAGAGACUAUGGAAAUUGGUGAACAACCAUACAUUCUUCCAGCAUCCAGACUUAAUAAGAGUGCUGCGCGUGCACGAGAACGUGAUGGCAGUGAUGAUGAACACACUGGGGCGACGUGCGCAGGCGCAGUCUGACGCGCAGCCCGCCAACCCGCCCGCUGCAGAUGACACCAGCAAAGAGAAAGACACGUCACACGAAAUGGUGGUAGCGUGUUGUCGCUUCCUGUGCUACUUCUGCCGCACUGGCCGACAGAACCAGAAGGCGAUGUUCGACCAUUUCGACUUCCUGCUGGAGAACUCCAACAUCCUACUCUCCAGACCCUCACUCAGAGGAUCCACGCCGCUCGAUGUCGCUUACUCUAGUUUAAUGGAGAACACAGAACUUGCACUCGCGUUGAGGGAGCACUACUUGGAGAAGAUCGCGGUGUACCUCUCCCGCUGCGGGCUGCAGAGUAACUCAGAACUGGUGGAGAAAGGCUAUCCAGACUUGGGCUGGGACCCAGUCGAAGGUGAAAGAUAUCUCGACUUCUUGAGGUUCUGUGUAUGGGUAAAUGGAGAAAGCGUAGAAGAAAACGCAAAUCUGGUUAUCCGUCUACUUAUCAGAAGACCGGAAUGUUUGGGACCUGCGCUAAGAGGUGAAGGUGAAGGUUUACUGAAGGCAAUCGUUGACGCCAACAAGAUGAGUGAGAGGAUCGCUGAUAGAAGGAAAUUGAGGGACUUGGAGCAAGAGGGCGACAUCAACUUCAGUCAUCCACUGCCGGAGUCUGAUGAUGACGAGGACUACAUUGACACCGGCGCUGCCAUACUCAACUUCUACUGCACACUCGUAGACCUGCUGGGUCGCUGUGCGCCUGACGCUUCUGUCAUAGCUCUUGGUAAAAACGAAUCUCUUCGUGCGCGUGCGAUCUUAAGGUCUCUGGUACCGCUGGAAGAUCUGCAGGGUGUCCUCAGUCUUAGAUUUACAUUGAACAAUCCAGCGGCUGGAGAGGAACGACCCAAGUCAGACAUGCCCUCCGGUCUUAUCCCCGGACACAAGCAAAGCGUUGGUCUAUUCCUUGAGCGUGUCUACGGCAUCGAAACUCAGGAGUUGUUCUAUCGUCUUCUAGAAGAAGCUUUCUUACCUGACUUGAGAGCUGCUACCAUGUUAGAUAGAAAUGACGGCUGCGAGUCAGACAUGGCGCUGUCAAUGAACCGCUACAUCGGCAACAGCAUCCUGCCGCUGCUCAUCAAACACGCCAACUUCUACAACGAGGCGGAGAACUACGCCAGUCUGCUGGACGCCACGCUGCACACCGUCUACAGAUUAUCAAAGAACCGCAUGCUGACGAAAGGUCAACGCGAGGCGGUGUCAGACUUCCUGGUUGCGCUGACAUCCGCGAUGCAGCCCUCCAUGCUGCUCAAACUGCUUCGCAAACUGACCGUCGACGUCUCCCGGCUCUCUGAGUACACCACUGUCGCGCUUAGGUUGCUGACGCUGCAUUACGAGCGGUGCGCGAAGUACUACGGCAGCACUGGCGGGCAGGGAGUGUACGGCGCCUCCUCCGAUGAGGAGAAGCGGCUCACCAUGAUGCUCUUCUCCAACAUCUUCGACUCCCUCAGCAAGAUGGACUACGAGCCGGAGCUGUUCGGGAAAGCGCUGCCUUGUCUCAUCGCCAUUGGUUGUGCUCUACCACCUGAUUAUUCGCUGUCGAAGAAUUACGAUGAUGAAUUUUACGGGAAGGAAAAUCAAGCCACAGGAGCAGACAACCCGCAGUACGACCCGCAACCGAUCAAUACAUCUUCAGUAGCACUCAACAACGAUCUCAACACAAUCGUGCAGAAGUUCUCUGAACAUUACCAUGACGCGUGGGCAUCCAGGAAAAUCGAGAACGGUUGGGUGUACGGGGAAUCUUGGUCCGACAGUCAGAAAACGCACCCCCGUCUCAAGCCCUACAACAUGCUCAAUGACUACGAAAAAGAACGUUACAAAGAACCAGUGAGAGAAUCUCUGAAGGCGUUGUUGGCUAUUGGUUGGUCUGUGGAGCAUUCGGAAGUGGACAUUCCCAGCACCAACCGCAGCUCUAUGCGACGACAGUCGAAAUCGGGAGGCCGAGCGCCCGAUAUUAUUACGGAUUCGGCGACACCAUUCAACUACAACCCUCAACCAGUGGACAUGACCAACUUGACAUUGUCCCGAGAGAUGCAGAACAUGGCGGAGAGACUGGCUGAGAACGCACACGACAUCUGGGCUAAGAAGAAGAAAGAGGAGUUAGUUGUUAAUGGAGGUGGCAUCCAUCCUCAGUUAGUACCCUACGAUUUACUGACAGACAAAGAGAAGAAAAAAGAUCGAGAACGUUCUCAAGAGUUCCUCAAAUACCUACAAUACCAGGGCUACAAACUACAUAGACCAAGCAAAGCCACACAAAUUGACACAGAACAGACCACUACUGGUGUAGCAAUAGAGCUCAGAUUUGCGUACUCGUUACUCGAGAAACUUAUACAAUACAUCGACAGAGCUACCAUCAAUAUGAAGUUAUUGAAACCGUCUACAACCUUCAGUCGAAGACCAAGCUUCAAAACUAGCACUAGAGAUAUCAAAUUCUUCUCUAAGGUGGUAUUACCUUUAAUGGAGAAAUACUUCUCUACGCAUCGUAAUUACUUCAUAGCAGUGGCGACGGCAACUAAUAAUGUUGGCGCUGCCAGUCUUAAGGAGAAGGAGAUGGUCGCAGCGUUGUUUUGUAAACUGGCCAGUCUCUUGAGAUCACGUUUAGCGGCAUUUGGUCCGGAUGUGCGUAUCACGGUGCGUUGCCUACAGGUACUUGUCAAAGGCAUUGACGCUAAGUCCCUCGUCAAGAACUGCCCCGAGUUCAUCCGAACUUCAAUGCUCACAUUCUUUAAUAACGUGGCAGAUGAUCUUGGACAUACGAUACUGAAUUUACAAGAGGGUAAAUACGCGCACCUUCGCGGCACACACCUGAAGACGUCGACUUCUCUCGGCUAUAUUAACGGCGUGCUGCUGCCAGUCCUCACCGCCAUGUUCGACCACCUCGCCAACUGCGAGUACGGCGCUGAUCUACUGCUUGACGAGAUCCAAGUAGCAUCUUACAAGAUGCUGGGCUCUCUGUAUACACUGGGUACAGAUGCGAUGCUCACGCACGACAGGAAAUAUCUUAAGACUGAGAUAGAAAGGAACAAGCCUGCACUGGGAUCUUGUCUGGGUGCGUUCAGCUCUACGUUCCCGGUGGCGUUCCUGGAGCCGCACCUCAAUAAGCACAAUCAGUUCUCGCUACUCAAUCGUAUCGCUGAUCAUUCGUUGGAAGCUCAAGAUAUAAUGGCUAAGAUGGAACAAUCGAUGCCUACAUUAGAGACAAUACUGAAUGAAGUCGAUCAGUUUGUUGAGUCUGACAAAACUUACAAUGAGGCCCCGCACAUCAUCGAUGUUGUGUUACCACUCUUAUGCUCCUAUUUGCCAUUCUGGUGGGCGCAGGGACCUGAUAAUGUCACACCUACUGGCGGCAACCACGUAACAAUGGUAACUGCAGAACAUAUGAACCAACUUCUGAAGAACGUAUUGAAACUGAUAAAGAAGAACAUAGGCAAUGAGAGUGCGCCGUGGAUGACGCGCAUCGCAACAUACACACAACAAAUCAUCAUCAACAGCUCUGAGGAGUUGCUGCGAGACUCCUUCUUACCUCUGGCGGAAAGAGUGAGGAAACGAACCGACACCAUGUUCCAUAAGGAAGAGAGUUUGAGAGGAUUCAUAAAGUCUUCUACGGAUGAUACGUCACAAGUAGAGUCUCAGAUACAAGAAGACUGGCAGCUACUGGUGCGAGACAUUUACUCUUUCUAUCCCCUUCUCAUCAAGUACGUUGAUCUACAGAGAAAUCACUGGCUUAGAAACAACGUACCAGAGGCAGAAGAACUUUACAAUCACGUAGCAGAGAUAUUCAACAUCUGGUCAAAGAGUCAAUACUUCUUGAAGGAAGAACAGAACUUUAUAUCAGCGAAUGAAAUCGACAAUAUGGUGCUCAUAAUGCCUACAGCUACAAGGCGGGUUACCACCAUCGUGGAUGGAACACCUCAAGGUGGUGGAAAGAAGAAGAAGAAACACCGAGACAAGAAGCGCGACAAAGACAAGGAGGUGCAGGCGUCGCUGAUGGUGGCGUGCCUCAAGCGGCUGCUGCCCGUCGGCCUCAACCUCUUCGCGGGCAGGGAACAGGAGCUCGUGCAGCACUGCAAGGACAGGUUCCUCAAGAAAAUGUCAGAACAAGAUGUGGCGGAAUUCGCUAAAACUCAGUUAACUUUGCCGGAUAAAAUAGAUCCGGCUGACGAGAUGUCAUGGCAACAUUAUUUAUACAGCAAACUGGGCUCUAAAAGUAAGACCACUAUAACAGUAGAGACUGCGGAGAACAAAGCUAAGAUCAUAGACGAUACUGUGGAGCGGAUUGUGGCCAUGAGUAAAGUACUGUUCGGAUUACAUAUGAUCGACCAUCCCCAACAAAUGAGUAAGAACGUAUACCGUUCUGUUGUAUCUAUACAACGCAAGCGAGCAGUCAUAGCUUGCUUUAGACAAACAUCGCUACAUUCAUUGCCAAGACAUCGUGCUUGCAACAUAUUCGCAAGGACGUACUACGAGCUCUGGUUGGAAGAAGAAAACACCGGCCAAGAGGUCAUGAUUGAAGAUCUCACGCAAUCGUUCGAGGAGGCGGAACUGAAGAAGAGCGAUGUGGUAGAAGAGGAGGGCAAGCCGGACCCUCUCACACAGUUGGUGACCACCUUCUGUCGCGGCGCCAUGACAGAGCGCUCCGGCGCGCUGCAGGAGGACCCGCUAUACAUGUCGUACGCGCACAUAAUCGCCAAAUCAUGCGGCGAGGAGGAGGAGGAGGGUGGUGGUGAGGAGGAAGAGGCAGGAGGAGAAGCGGAGGGAGAGGAGGAAGGAGGAGCGAGUAUACAUGAGCAAGAGAUGGAGAAACAAAAGCUGUUGUUCCACCAAGCUCGUCUCGCUGACCGCGGAGUGGCUGAGAUGGUGUUGCUGCACAUAUCCGCCUCCAAGGGUGUGCCCAGCGACAUGGUCAUGAAGACAUUGCAGCUCGGCAUCUCUAUACUGAGGGGGGGUAAUAUUGAUAUACAAAUGGGUAUGUUAAACCAUCUGAAGGAUAAAAAAGACGUUGGGUUCUUCACGUCUAUCGCUGGUCUUAUGAACUCCUGCUCUGUACUGGAUCUGGACGCAUUCGAAAGAAAUACAAAAGCUGAAGGUCUGGGUGUGGGUCUCGAGGGCGCUGCGGGCGAGAAGAACAUGCACGACGCGGAAUUUACGUGCGCGCUCUUCCGCUUCAUACAACUCACCUGCGAGGGACAUAACCUGGAAUGGCAGAACUAUCUACGUACACAAGCUGGCAACACGACAACUGUGAAUGUGGUGAUCUGCACCGUCGACUAUCUGCUGCGUCUGCAGGAGUCCAUCAUGGACUUCUACUGGCACUACUCCAGCAAGGAACUAAUCGACCCCGCUGGAAAGGCGAACUUCUUCAAAGCUAUCGGCGUAGCAUCGCAAGUGUUCAACACUCUCACUGAGGUCAUACAGGGACCUUGCACACAGAACCAACAGGCGUUAGCGCAUUCUAGGUUGUGGGACGCGGUGGGAGGUUUCCUAUUCCUGUUCUCGCACAUGCAGGACAAGCUGUCGAAGCAUUCUUCACAAGUUGAUCUGCUGAAGGAACUCCUCAAUCUGCAGAAGGACAUGAUCACCAUGAUGCUGUCCAUGCUCGAAGGAAAUGUUGUGAAUGGUACAAUUGGUAAACAAAUGGUGGACACACUGGUAGAGUCCGCGUCCAAUGUAGAGCUGAUCCUGAAGUACUUCGAUAUGUUCCUGAAGAUGAAAGACCUGACAUCCAGCCCCAGUUUCCAGGAGAUAGACGCCAACAACGACGGCUGGGUGCUGCCCAAGGACUUCAAGGAGAAGAUGGAACAGCAGAAGAGUUACACGCCUGAGGAGAUAGAAUUCCUGUUGGCGUGUUGCGAGACAAAUCACGAUGGUAAACUGGACUACAUCGGCUUCUGCGACCGCUUCCACGAGCCCGCUAAAGAGAUCGGCUUCAAUCUCGCCGUACUCCUCACCAACCUCUCUGAGCACAUGCCCAAUGAGCCCAGAUUGGCUCGUUUCCUGGAGACGGCUGGCUCAGUACUGAAUUACUUUGAGCCAUUCUUAGGACGUAUCGAGAUCAUGGGCGGCUCAAAACGCAUCGAGCGCGUCUACUUCGAGAUCAAGGAGUCCAACAUCGAGCAGUGGGAGAAACCGCAGAUCAAGGAAUCGAAGCGUGCAUUCUUCUAUAGUAUAGUAACAGAAGGCGGUGACAAAGAGAAGUUGGAAGCUUUCGUCAACUUCUGUGAGGAUGCCAUCUUUGAGAUGACACACGCGUCAGGUCUCAUGGCAGCCUCGGAGGAGAGCUCCGGAGGGCCUAAGAACAGAGAAGCUGCCUACAUGUAUAUGGGAGAUGAUGAUGAUGAAAGAGCGGGUAAAGAUCCAUUCCGUCGUGGCUUCCAGUCCGUUAAAGAUGGCAUUUCUGCAGCAUUUUCAUCCUUAUCACCAUCUAAUAUAAAGGCGAAAAUUGCGGAUCUGCAGCAAAUGCCGCCCGCGGAACUAGCGCUUGGCUUCUUCAAGAUGUUCUUCUAUCUCUUUUAUUACUUGGGUUAUGGCGUCCUAGUUGUUGUCAGGUACAUAUUCGGAGUACUAUUGGGUCUAAUGCGAGGUCCACAAACUGAUGAACCGCCGCCUGAACCCACGGAGGAGGAAAAAAUUGGUCAGUUGAGGCACAGGUUUCUGAGUCAACAACAAAGUCCAUCUCGACAUUUGCCAGCGCUACCGCCGGCAGACGACACGGGACAGAUGCAAGUCUCCGCUUUCGGAUUAGACAUCACCAAAGAGGAUAACGGACAGAUCCAAGUGAAGCCGCACGAAUCACCUUCGACAUCAACACCAUCAUCUGGUGAAGAGGCGGAGGUGUCACCGGACGAGGGUACAGAGCAUACAGAAGAGCAACAACCACCUUCACUCAUUGACCUGCUGGGUGGUGAGCAAGCGAAGAAACAAGCACAAGAGCGUAUGGAGGCGCAAGCUGCGCAACAAGCCGCCAUGUCCGCCAUUGAGGCAGAGAGCAAAAAGGCGGUGCAAGGGCCGGCUCCCUCCGCACUGUCACAAGUAGACCUCUCUCAGUACACGCGGCGCGCCGUCUCCUUCCUCGCGCGCAACUUCUACAACCUGAAGUACGUCGCACUCGUGCUCGCCUUCUGUAUCAACUUCGUGCUCUUGUUUUACAAGGUGUCAACAUUGGAGGGUGAUGGUGUCGAGGGCUCCGGUCUGGGCGGCAUCAUGGCGGGUUCGGGCUCCGGCUCCGGCAGCGGAGACGGCAGCGGAGAGUCAGGUGAAGACGAUGACCCGCUGGAGGUGGUUCACAUUGACGAGGACUUCUUCUACAUGGAGCAUCUGCUGAAGGUGGCCGCUGUACUGCACUCUGUCGUCUCACUCGCCAUACUCAUCGGAUACUACCAUCUUAAGGUGCCUCUAGCCAUCUUCAAACGUGAGAAGGAGAUCGCCCGCAAGCUGGAGUUCGAUGGACUUUACAUCGCCGAGCAGCCUGAUGAUGACGACCUCAAGAGUCACUGGGACAAGCUCGUUAUAUCUGCUAAAUCGUUCCCAGUAAACUACUGGGAUAAGUUUGUGAAGAAGAAGGUGCGCGCCAAGUAUUCUGAGACGUAUGACUUCGACUCCAUCUCCAACAUGCUCGGCAUGGAGAAGACCUCCUUCUCCGCGCAAGAAGACGAGGGCAGCAAGGGAUUCCUGCACUAUAUAAUCAACAUCGACUGGCGCUACCAAGUGUGGAAGGCGGGCGUCACCAUCACCGACAACUCCUUCCUCUACUCUCUCUGGUACUUCAGCUUCUCCGUCAUGGGCAACUUCAACAACUUCUUCUUCGCGGCGCAUCUGCUGGAUGUCGCUGUCGGCUUUAAGACCUUGAGGACCAUCUUACAGUCUGUCACACAUAAUGGAAAACAGUUGGUGUUGACGGUGAUGCUGCUCACUAUAAUUGUGUACAUCUACACUGUGAUCGCUUUCAACUUCUUCCGCAAGUUCUACGUCCAGGAGGAGGACGAUGAGGUCAACAGGAACUGUCACGACAUGCUCACCUGCUUCGUGUUCAACCUGUACAAGGGAGUGCGCGCUGGCGGCGGCAUCGGCGACGAGCUGGAGCCACCCGACGGUGAUGAUGGCGAAGUCUACCGCAUCAUCUUUGACAUCUCCUUCUUCUUCUUCAUCAUCGUCAUCCUGCUCGCCAUUCUGCAGGGUCUGAUCAUCGACGCAUUCGGAGAGCUCCGUGACCAGCUGGAGUCUGUGAAGGAGGACAUGGAGUCCAACUGCUUCAUAUGCGGCAUCAACAAGGACUACUUUGAUAAGGUGCCGCACGGGUUUGACACACAUGUACAGCGCGAGCACAAUCUGGCCAAUUACAUGUUCUUCGUCAUGCAUCUCAUCAACAAGCCCGACACUGAGUACACUGGUCAAGAGACGUAUGUAUGGAACAUGUACACACAGAGAUGCUGGGACUUCUUCCCCGUCGGAGACUGCUUCAGGAAACAGUAUGAAGAUGUUAUGGGAGAGUAGAACAAAGUCAAGAUUUAAUAUAGAACAUAAACAGGCCUUUAGAAAUAUUGAUUCCACUAUCA
Molecule: messenger RNA, 15732 nt
Organism: Papilio machaon (common yellow swallowtail)
Lineage: Eukaryota; Metazoa; Arthropoda; Insecta; Lepidoptera; Papilionidae
Gene: RyR
Product: ryanodine receptor
Exons: 113
Coding region: 266-15670 (5134 amino acids)
Biological process (GO): calcium ion transmembrane transport; intracellular calcium ion homeostasis
Cellular component (GO): Z disc; sarcolemma; calcium channel complex
Molecular function (GO): protein binding; ryanodine-sensitive calcium-release channel activity
Source: RefSeq, a predicted model, not a curated record